AAUGUGCUUUUGGAUCGGCUCUCCCCUUCUGCUGGGCCCCAGUUAGACUCCUUGAUCUGACCUCCUCAGGGCCUUUCCCAAGUACUUUGAAAAGAAGAGUGUGCCCCAGAGACCCCAAAAAUGCACCGAGAAACCGAAGUCAGGGUUUUAAUUGUAUCAGAGAGGAAUAAAUGCAGUCCGGCCCCCAAAUCCUUGUGGAAGAGAGUUCCGGUGUGUGUCUGCCUGGCAGGGUUAAGCAUACUGGUGACGGCUCUUAGUUUACCCAGUUGUGUUGUGGGUUCCACAGAUCUUACCAUGGCUGAAGGGCACACCCUGAUAUCAGUGGAUUAUGAAAUCUUUGGGAAAGUCCAAGGUGUGUUUUUCCGAAAGUACACACAGGCUGAGGGUAAGAAGCUGGGACUGGUAGGCUGGGUCCAGAACACUGACCAAGGCACAGUGCAAGGACAAGUACAGGGACCCACUGUCCAGGUUCGAGUUAUGCAAGAAUGGCUUAAGACAAAAGGAAGCCCUAAAUCUCGAAUUGACAAAGCAAAAUUCCACAAUGAGAGGGUCAUCGCGAAGCUGGAACACAGAGAUUUCCAAAUUGUGAAAUAAAAGUAAUCAAAUAGCAGUAUUUAUCUUAGCAUAAUAUGAGUACAUAUUUGAAAUUGUACUAAAUUUAUUGUUUUUGUUGGCUAUGUGGUUAAUAUGUGAAACUACUAUUUGUUAUUGUUAAUAUUUAGGGUGGUCAUUUCACAUUAUUUAGGUUAAUUUCGAAUAUUUUUUGAAUUUCAUAGGCAGACCACAUGAAAGAAUUGCAACUGUAAGCAUGAAUUUAAUAAUAAAGAAAAAAAAAAGCAA
Messenger RNA from Gracilinanus agilis (Agile Gracile Mouse Opossum), 840 nucleotides. It is a transcript of the gene ACYP1, whose product is annotated as acylphosphatase 1. The transcript is spliced from 3 exons. Gene Ontology annotation, molecular function: acylphosphatase activity. Lineage: Eukaryota; Metazoa; Chordata; Mammalia; Didelphimorphia; Didelphidae. The record is from RefSeq and is a predicted model, not a curated record. The coding region runs from base 121 to 594 and encodes 157 amino acids.